Messenger RNA from Coregonus sp. 'balchen', 27450 nucleotides. The record is from the annotation of a GenBank genome assembly. NCBI's taxonomy places the organism in Eukaryota, Metazoa, Chordata, Actinopteri, Salmoniformes, Salmonidae.
CGUAGUUAACCCUUCACCCUCUCGCCUCUCCAUGUCGAAAACACGUGUGGAAAUAACAACAGCAUGGCAAGCCAGGGGCUCACCUACGAUGGUUGUAAUUUUUUCAGACAACGACUAGUGUUAUCAACUCUAAGUGGCAAAAGAGUCAAAAUCCGAAACAUACGAUCUAAAGAUGAUAACCCAGGACUUAGAGGUAAGUGGACUACAAAACACCCAUGUGGCGUCGUAUUAUUAUAUAUGGCUAGCAUUACCUAGCUAGCUGUUACUACGCAGUUAAAGUUCACCCAUUCCAGCACGCACAAGUAGACUGAAUUGUUGCUUUUUGGCACAAAUACCAUAGACAUUAGUCAACCAGCUAAGUUAUUGGACAACAUCUAAUGUAGGAUACAUUAGGAACAUAGCUACAUAACAAUGCAUAUUCAUGUGAUCCUUUUUGAGGAUUUCUUGUUAGCUAGGUAAAUAGCAGUCACUACCCCUACCAGCUGGCAUUUGCGUUCAACCAAAGACUAACACUCCUCUAUAGAAGAUCAUGCUUCUAUAAACACACAUCCUUAAUUCUGCAAAUUAUCCCAUAACUCUUUGUAUACAGUCAAGUAAAUGCUGUAUAUGCCUAAUACAUAUAUAAGGGUGUGGUUGUUAUUGGGGUGGAGCUACACUUUUAUUGACUUAUUUUUUUCUAGAUUUUGAAGCCAGCUUCAUCAGGCUUCUGGACAAGGUAACCAAUGGGACCAGAAUAGAAAUCAACCAAACAGGUAAACCAUGGGAGGAUGAAUACACAGACCACAGCAUAUGUCAUGCUCACUAUUGCAUUUCAAUGUAAUUGGGUUAGUUUGUACUCUGCAGCCACCUACCGUUUGAAUGCAUGAUGCAUGCAUGUACACCAAACUGACCUUGGCAGGACCGCAGUAUGACACAACACAUGCACACUUGACUCGUCCUCACACACACACAGGUCAGCUCUUGUGUUUGAAGGGGCAAGCUAUUGAUCUAUCACGGUUGACAGUGGGAUAACAGGAAGGAACUCAUCAGCCCUUCAAGGAUAUUUUCUUUUAUUUAGUUUACCUUUAUUUAACUAGGCAAGUCAGUUAAGAACAAAUUCUUAUUUACAAUGACGGCCUACACCGGCCAAACCCGGCCGACGCUGGGCCAAUGAACAUGGUAUUACCCAAACAUAGGUCAUAUUUUGUAAUCCUGAACCUGAUUUUUGCUUGUUGUAACAUGAAUGUUGCAGUUUAGCUCUUGAAUGUUUUUUAUGUUGGGAAAUGUUUCCACAUGUUUUGGAGACCUUGGUGCUGCGGCGCCCCCCAACAGUGUCAUAGAUGUUGAAACACAGCAUUUGCAAGGCAUGAUAUGCACAUGCUAACGUGGGUGUAGUUGCAUUUGUUUACAUGCACCAAAUGUCCGCUUUUGAUGAUGUCACUAGGCAUUUCUGCGUACAUUUUUCAACUCCUAGACCCACAGGCCAGGCGGCACAGACUGAUAUCCCUGUCCUGGGCCAUGUUCAUAAGGGCACAUCGUAGCAAGACAUCAUGCAACAGAAAACAAAAAUCUGUGCUUUCAUUGGACAACUGUAUGUACGACCAUCCAGUUGUAAAAAUAAAAUAAAAAUCCCCACUGAAAACCAACCUCUCCUCUCUCUGCCCUGUAGGUACGGUGCUGUUCUACCAGCCAGGCCUGCUGUAUGGUGGUGUGGUGGAACAUGAGUGUAACACCCAGCGGUCUGUGGGUUACUACCUGGAAGCUCUACUCAUGCUGGCUCCCUUCAUGAAGAACCCUCUGAAGGCUGUGCUGAAGGGGGUCACCAAUGACCCUACAGACCCCUCGGUUAGACCCAUGUUCCCUUUCUUAUAUAUACAUGUGUAGCGGAUGGCUAAGGGGCAGUGAAAAAAUUACUGGGGUGGGGGGGUGGUACAAAAUAGGGGAGGGUUGUCUAUUGUAAAAAAUAUUUAUUUGCUUUGGGGAGUAUUUUUAAUUUUUAUUGGGCACAGGGAAAGGUAGUGUGUUUUUUCCCUGAUUUACAGUCACCUUUUUGCAGGUUUUACUAUAUAAUUUCUUCCAUCCUAGCCAAAUUUCCUCAUCUGCUUGCAGAUCAAGGUGUUUUGGUACUUCCCUUAUGCACUACGCUUUUCCGCACGUUAACUAUACCAUACAUACAAUAAUUCAAAGCUGCAGCAAUUUUCUAUAUAAAUCCACAAGAACAAAGACUAAUAGCUGAUAGGCAGCGGAGAGGCCAGGUGCGUCAUUGCGCAUGAAAGAACAGUGAAGACAUGAGACACACAGCUGAAAAAGCUCUUGUUUAGGGACAAUACAAUUAUCCUAGCUAGACUAUAGUAGCCUACAACACCACAGUACAAGGAAUAAUUGCAUGAUUGUUUUCAAGUGAGUACAACAUUCUACUUUAGGCUGUAAACUGCAGUGAAAAUGUCAUUUGAAUAACGGACAAAAGCCCUGUGAUUUGAAUGUUUAAUUCCAUUUGGAUCAGUUGUGGGUCUACUCUGGAUAGUUUGUAAGGUCUAGAAAGGCACAGUAGCAGGCCAGUCUGGCUGUAUUUUUACUUCAGAUACUGAGAUGCGCUGUCUGUUGCGGAUCAUCAUUCUCUCAAGUCAUCCUUUCCAGCAGCAUACCCCCUGCAUCCCACUGCUGGAUUGCUUCUGAAGCUAAGCAUGGUUGGUCCUGGUCAGUCCCUGGAUGGGAGACCAGAUGCUGCUGGAAGUGGUGUUAGAGUGCCAGUAGGAGGCAGUCUUUCCUCGGGUCAAAAAAAGAAAUAUCCCCAUGACAGUGCCCUGUGUAGGGUGCCGUCUUUCAGAUGGGACGUUAAACGGGUGUCCUGACUUUCUGUGGUCACUAAAUAUCCCAUGGCACUUAUUGUAAGAUUAGGGGUGUUAACCUCUGUGUCCUGGCUAAAUUUCCCAAUCUUGGCCUCAUACUUUGUUUUUACACUGCUGCUACUCGCUGUUUAUUAUCUAUGCAUAGUCACUUUACCCCUACAGUACAUGUACAAAUUACCUCGACUAACCUGUACCCCCGCACAUUGACUCGGUACCGGUACCCCCUGUAUAUAGCCUCGUUAUUGUUAUUUUAUUGUGUUUUAUAUAUAUAUAUAUAUAUAUAUAUAUAUAUACAGUGCUAUGAAAAAGUAUUUUCCCCCUUUCUAAUUUUCUCUACCUUUGCAUAUUUGUGAUACCGAAUGUUAUCAGAUCUUCAACCAAAACCUAAUAUUAGAUAAAGGGAACAUAAGUGUACAAAUAAUACAACAAUUACAUAUUUAUUUCAUUUAUUUCAUAAACAAAGUUAUGCAACACCCAAUUCCCCUGUGUGAAAAAGUAAUUGCCCCCUUACACUCAAUAACUGGUUGUGCCACCUUUAGCUGCAAUGACUCCAACCAAAUGCUUCCUGUAGUUGUUGAUCAGUCUCUCACGUCGCUGUGGAGGAAUUUUGGCCCACUCUUCCAUGCAGAACUGCUUUAACUCAGUGACGUGUGUGGGUUUUCAAGCAUGAACUGCUUGUUUCAAGUCCUGCCACAACAUCUCAAUUGGGAUUAGGUCUGGACUUUGACUAGGCCAUUCCAAAACUUCCAAUUUGUUGCUUUUUAGCAAUUUACAUGUAGACUUGAUUGUGUGUUUUGGAUCAUUGUCUUGCUGCAUGACCCAGCUGCGCUUCAGCUUCAGCUCACAGACGGAUGGUCUGACAUUCUCCUGUAGAAUUCUCUGAUACAGAGCAGAAUUCAUGGUUCCUUCUAUUAAGGCAAGUCGUCCAGGUCCUGAGGCAGCAAAGCAUCCCCAAACCAUCACACCACCACCACCAUGCUUGACCUUUGGUAUGAUGUUCUUACUGUGGAAUGCAGAGUUUGGUUUUCGCCAGGCAUUACUGGAACCAUGUCGUCCAAAAAGUUAUACUUUUGAAUCAUCUGUCCAUAGAACAUUCUUCCAAGAGUCUUGAUGAUCAUCCAGGUGCUUUUUGGCAAACUUGAGUCAACUUUUUGGACGAGAUGGGUCCCAUUAUGCCUGGCGAAAACCAAACACUGCAUUCCACAGUAAGAACAUCAUACCAAAGGUCAAGCAUGGUGGUGGUGGUGUGAUGGUUUGGGGAUGCUUUGCUGCCUCAGGACCUGGACAUCCAAACUGUGCACCGGCCAUUUGAUGAAUGGAAAGAGACAUUUGUUACGAAGCACCAGAAAGUUGAAUGACUUUCAGAGAUUGUCAAGCCAAGCCUUCGAUACUGGGUACAAGGUAGGGAGGGAUGUAUGUUCUGUUUGUCGAGAUUGACAGCAGCUAUGUUUUAGGGCUGUGACGAUACCAGUAUCGCAAUAUUUUUUCCAUGGCAAAAAUGAAAACAUGAAGCAGAUCAAACACUAUGGUCUUUUAAAAACCUUCUUUAUGGAAGAUAUUGUGUGCUAUAGUUUGGAAAAUAAUAAAUGUGACUGGAUGACAAAAUAAUGAUGGUUGUUUCCAACAUUAGGGUCGUUUUCCUAAAGAAGUAACAUUUAUUAAAUAUUGCCAUGAUAUUAACGAGUAUCACAAUACUGCUAUGUUUCCAUAAACUUGUCCAGUGAUUUUUUUUUUUGUAGACAUUUUAGAAAGUUCACAUGGAAAAUAGAUGCAACAAUUACAACAAUACACUCCCGAGUGGUGCAGUGGUCUAAGGCACUGCAUCGCAGUGUUAGCUGUGCCACUAGAGAUCCUGGUUCGAAUCCAGGCUCUGUCGUAGCCGGCCGCGACCGGGAGACCCAUGGGGCGGCGCACAAUUGGCCCAGCGUCGUCCAGGGUAGGGGAGGGAAUGGCUUGCAGGGAUGUAGCUCAGUUGGUAGAGCAUGGCGUUUGCAACGGCAGGGUUGUGGGUUCAAUUCCCACGGGGGGCCAGUAUGAAACAUCAAAAAAAAAAAUGUAUGCACUAACUGUAAGUCGCUCUGGAUAAGAGUGUCUGCUAAAUGACUAAAAUGUAAUUGCCUGCUAGGUUGCGUUUCCAUUUAACUAUCUUGUGUCGAUAAAAACAGCUGGACGUAAUGACAUCACACUUAAAGUUUUCGCUAAAACUUAGUGUCGAAUCAAAAUGUAGUGGUUGAAGUAUUUCCAACCCCUAUUUAGGCCAAUUGUGCAUUAAUAAAUUGGUGACAGCCUAUAUGCCCUACCACCUACCUUGUUUCAUGCCUCGGGUAGCCUGUGAAAGCCAGCAUCGAUAGAAUGCAAUAAUUGACUAAUAGUUGCCAUAUUCUAAUAAUUCUCGUGCCGAUGUAUCGCCACGGGCCGUGCCAUGGUGAAAUUUGCACUCCUUUAGAUCUGACUAAUUGGAUGGUGAAACUUGCCGGCCAACCAGAAAAGCAAGGCGAAGCAUUUCGGGCGUUCUUGAAAGUUACAGUGAGGGGAAAAAGUAUUUGAUCCCCUGCUGAUUUUGUACGUUUGCCCACCGACAAAGACAUGAUCAGUCUAUAAUUUUAAUGGUAGGUUUAUUUGAACAGUGAGAGACAGAAUAACAACAAAAAAAUCCAGAAAAAGGCAAGUAAAAAAUUUUAUAAAUUGAUUUGCAUUUUAAUGAGGGAAAUAAGUAUUUGACCCCUCUGCAAAACAUGACUUAGUACUUGGUGGCAAAACCCUUGUUGGCAAUCACAGAGGUCAGACGUUUCUUGUAGUUGGCCACCAGGUUUGCACACAUCUCAGGAGGGAUUUUGUCCCACUCCUCUUUGCAGAUCUUCUCCAAGUCAUUAAGGUUUCGAGGCUGACGUUUGGCAACUCAAACCUUCAGCUCCCUCCACAGACUUUCUAUGGGAUUAAGGUCUGGAGACUGGCUAGGCCACUCCAGGACCUUAAGGUGCUACUUCUUGAGCCACUCCUUUGUUGCCUUGGCCGUGUGUUUUGGGUCAUUGUCAUGCUGGAAUACCCAUCCACGACCCAUUUUCAAUGCCCUGGCUGAGGGAAGGAGGUUCUCACCCAAGAUUUGACGGUACAUGGCCCCGUCCAUCGUCCCUUUGAUGCGGUGAAGUUGUCCUGUCCCCUUAGCAGAACCCCCCCCCCCCCCCCCAAAGCAUAAUGUUUCCACCUCCAUGUUUGACAGUGGGGAUUGUGUUCUUGGGGUCAUAGGCAGCAUUCCUCCUCCUCCAAACAUGGUGAGUUGAGUUGAUGCCAAAGAGCUCCAUUUUGGUCUCAUCUGACCACAACACUUUCACCCAGUUCUCCUCUGAAUCAUUCAGAUGUUCAUUGGCAAACUUCAGACGGGCCUGUAUAUGUGCUUUCUUGAGCAGGGGGACCUUCUUGAGCAGGAUUUCAGUCCUUCAAGGCGUAGUGUGUUACCAGUUGUUUUCUUGGUGACUAUGGUCCCAGCUGCUUUGAGAUCAUUGACAAGAUCCUCCCGUGUAGUUCUGGGCUGAUUCCUCACUGUUCUCAUGAGCAUUGCAACUCCACGAGGUGAGAUCUUGCAUGGAGCCCCAGGCCGAGGGAGAUUGACAGUUAUUUUGUGUUUCUUCCAUUUGUGAAUAAUCGCAUCAACUGUUGUCACCUUCUCACCAAGCUGCUUGGCGAUGGUCUUGUAGCCCAUUCCAGCCUUGUGUAGGUCUACAGUCUUGUCCCUGACAUCCUUGGAGAGCUCUUUGGUCUUGGCCAUGGUGGAGAGUUUGGAAUCUGAUUGAUUGCUUCUGUGGACAGGUGUCUUUUUAUACAGGUAACAAGCUGAGAUUAGGAGCACUCCCUUUAAGAGUGUGCUCCAAAUCUCAGCUCGUUACCUGUAUAAAAGAUACCUGGGAGCCAGAAAUCUUUCUGAUUGAGAGGGGGUCAAAUACUUAUUUCCCUCCAUUAAAAUGCAAAUCAAUUCAUAACAUUUUUUACAUGCGUUUUUCUGGAUUUUUUUGUUGUUAUUCUGUCUCUCACUGUUCAAAUAAACCUACCAUUAAAAUGAUAGACUGAUAAUUUAUUUGUCAGGUGAGCAAAUGUACAAAAUCAGCAGCGGAUCAAAUACUUUUCCCCCCUCACUGUAGGUCAGGACAAUCCUUGUUCUGUAAAGAAGCCUUAUUUUUAUAGUUGGAAAAAAAUUGAUUUUGCAAGCAGUAGGCAUUUAGAAUUAAAAGUGGAGUGGAGCUUAUAGUUACGUGAUGACAUCACAUGCCCUGCGUACCUUCAAACUUAUUUGGCAAUCAUAAUUUAUUCGAAACACUUAAUUUGUCAUAAAUAAGGUUAGCCAAUUAAUACAAAUGUUGUUGAUCUUUAGAAAAUGUCUCCUAUAUCUGCCGUUUCCAUUAUACAUGUGGCAAAGAUUUUUUUUUGCGACAUUGCUUUUGUCAAAUAAACCUGGGUCAAUGGAAAACUGCCUAUAGGCUAUUUGAUUGUGGUGCUGAAAAUGCAAGCCAUGAUGUUGAAGUGCCCGAAGUUGGUAUACUUUGCUUAUUGGUUGUGUGCUGGGUUUAUGUUAGGAAAAUGUGGUGCCGGUCCGGCAACAUUUUAAUUUACCAUACAUUUGAGGAAUAUACCGGACUCGUAUGCAUUGGGUGCGUAACCUGAUUAAGGUGUCCACCUACGGUGCUCAGAAUGACAGAAAUCCCAUUUAGAUAUGGUAAUUCAUAUUAACAGAACAUGCAAGUUGAGGAUAAAACGAUGUAGUCCUUCUUAGCGAAAUUAUGAUGUGCACUUUGAACAUGUUAGAAUAACUGUCCACAUUUACUUUUCCUCAGCCGACAAGACGAGUAACGACCAACAAAAACACUAGCCUAUGUCAAUUUACUAUAAUAGAAAAGUUUAGGCUACCUAUUAUAUUGGUCAGCUUGUCGAUAAAGAAAUAGCCUAUUCUAAACAGACUCUGGGACAGUUGUGGGACGAAGGAUCCCAAAUUCAUACAACCAGUAGGCCUAGGCUACAUAAUUAUUUUAUUUUUUUAAGCGAUGUCUGAUGCAACAGAUCAGAACGUUUAGCUUAAAAUGUUGAUAAACUAUUAUUUCUUCACAUUAUAAACGCAGCAAUGUGCACAAGGCAGUAGGCUAUGUGUGAAUGUUUGUUCAAUAAUGCAAUUAGCGGGAAAACACUUGUCAAAAGGGCACUGCACAUGGGAGCGGUUUCAUGUGACAGAGAUGAAAAUAUCAGUUAGAAAUGUUGAAAGAGAGGAGAUCUAAUAGGCCACUUUGAAGCAAGUAAGACAUGCCUCAUAAUAUGUAUUAAAACGUUCAGGUUUCAAACAAUUAAGUAUAUGUUUUCAAAAUGCGUACCGCCUCCAGCUCAUUGCAAAGUCGUGUGUGACGCGCUGAUGAAGCCUGCCGUUUGAUGCCAUGUUCAAAACAACUGGGAACUCUGACUUCAGUGCAUUCAAGACAACUGGGAAAAGACUAGCUCCGCCUGGGGAAAGAUUGCUUUGACCGGUCAUCCAACUGUCUGCCAGAUUUUCCAUUCAAAGGCGCUGUAUCUGUAUGCUGUACGCUUGUGAUAAAUAAGAUACAUAACGAAUAACUGUGCACACGCGCCAAUUUAAUUCCACUAAAUAAUGCAAAUUAACCUAUAGACCGAUAUGCAUGACCAGUCAAAUGUAUUUCCAUCGAAUGGUAUUUCCAUAAAUUAAUAGGCAAAAAAGCAUUAUUUCGCAAUGAGAUUUUUCUUCUUCUCCCGGACAAUUGGCCGGUGUCAAUUUUAUUUAUUGGCUUUUCAACAACAACAAAACUGGACAAAAGCCGGAUAUUACCGGGUAACUGAAACCCUGGUUGUGUGGUGCAUUGGCACAGAAACCUGUUGGUGGAAAAUUUGUUGCAUAUAUUUUAUAUAAUUAGAAAUAUACAGUUGAAGUCGGAAGUUUACAUACACCUUAGGAAAAUACAUUUAAACUAAGUUUUUCACAAUUCCUGACAUUUAAUCCUAGUACAAAUUCCCUGUCUUAGGUCAGUUAGGAUCACCACUUUAUUUUAAGAAUGUGAAAUGUCAGAAUAAUAGUAGAGAGAAUGAUUUAUUUCAGCUUCAGAGCUGGUGUAACUUAGUCAGGUUUGUAGGCCUCCUUGCUCGCACACGCUUUUUCAGUUCUGCCCACAAAUUAUCUAUAGGAUUGAGGUCAGGGCUUUGUGAUGGCCACUGCAAUACCUUGACUUUGUUGUCCUUAAGCCGUUUUGCCACAACUUUGGAAGUAUGCUUGGGGUCCAUUUGGAAGAACCAUUUGCGACCAAGGUUUAACUUCCUGACUAAUGUCUUGAUGUUGCUUCAAUAUAUCCACAUACUUUUCCUUCCUCAUGAUGCCAUCUAUUUUGUGAAGCGCACCAGUCCCUCCUGCAGCAAAGCACCCCCACAGCAUGAUGCUGCCACCCCGUGCUUCACGGUUGGGAUGGUGUUCUUCGGCUUGCAAGCACCCCCUUUUUCCUCCAAACAUAACGAUGGGCAUUAUGGGCAAAUAGUUAUAUUUUUGUUUAAUCAGACCAGAGGACAUUUCUCCAAAAAGUACGAUGUUUGUCCCCAUGUGCAGUUGCAAACCGUAGUCUGGCUUUUUUAUGGCGGUUUUGGAGCAGUGUCUUCUUCCUUGCUGAGCGGCCUUUCAGGUUAUGUCGAUAUAGGACCCGUUUUACUGUAGAUAUAGAUACUUUUGUACCUGUUUCCUAGAGCAUCUUCACAAGGUCCUUUGCUGUUGUUCUGGGAUUGAUUUGCACUUUUCGCACCAAAGUACGUUAAACUCUAGUAUACAGAACGCGUCUCCUUCCUGAGCGGUAUGACGGCUGCGUGGUCCCAUGGUGUUUAUACUUGCGUACUAUUGUUUGUACAGAUGAACGUGGUACCUUCAGGCGUUUGGAAAUUGCUCCCAAGGAUGAACCAGACUUGUGGAGGUCUACAAUUUAUUUUCUGAGGUCUUGGCUGAUUUCUUUUGAUUUUUCCAUGAUGUCAAGCAAAGAGGCACUGAGUUUGAAGGUAGGCCUUGAAAUACAUCCACAGGUACACCUCCAAUUGACUCAAAUUAUGUCAAUUAGCCUAUCAGAAGCUUCUAAAGCCAUGACAUUUUCUUGACUUUUCCAAGCUGUUUAAAGGCACUGUCAACUUAGUUUAUGUAAACUUCUGACCCACUGGAAUUGUGAUACAGUGAAAUCAUCUGUCUGUAAACAAUUGUUGGAAAAAUUACUUGUGUCAUGCACAAAGUAGAUGUCCUAACCGACUUGCCAAAUCUAUAGUUUGUUAACAAGAAAUUUGUGGAGUGGUUGAAAAACGAGUUUUAAUGACGCCAACCUAAGUGUAUGUAAACUUCCGACUUCAACUGUAGCAUCAAAAUAUACCAAAUAUGAUUUCCCCCUAGCUGAUCAUUGUCUGCAGCUGGUUUUGAUCGUAGAAUAAUGAAACAGGCAGGGAGAGUGAGCUUGUCCAUGGUGGUCAGCGAUCCCUCAACCUUCUGGCCCUGCGUGGCAUUGACUGUGCCACAAAAGCAUGCUGAAGUGGCAAAGUCGAUAUUCACGUUAUUGUUAUUUGUGGUUGUAAACAAUAUUUUUCAGUUAAUUCAAUGAGGGGGGAGGCUGUGCCCAAAACAUUUACAGUACAAGGGGAGGGUAAUGUGCAUAUAUUUGUAACGUUGGGGAGGGGGCUGCAUUUUCUUUUUUUGUAAGACACCGAGUUGGAAUAGUGGCAGAAUUGCCCUUUAAAUUGUUAUGAUGCAGAGGGUUGUGAUUUCCACUCUGUCACACAUGCUGAAUGGAAACAUGUUUGUAAAGGUUGUAUAAGUGGAAAACCAAACCUCUUAUCUCGCCCUUUCUUCCAGGUUGACCAACUGAAAUAUACGGCCAUUCCUGUGAUGAAGAAGUUUGGGAUUGAUGGAGAGGGGCUGGAACUGAAGGUGAGGCUUUCAGAGCACAUUCCUAGCAUUACUGUGUAGGGGUUUACCCGUCUUCAUAUGAUAUACAGAAUAACUGCUAUCUUUGUCUGGUACUCUUCGUUGGUAUGUGGUGGAAUGUGUUAUUGGUAUAAGGUUUUAGAGCAUUUUUUGUUUUUUUUGCAACUUGCCAGGACGUUGGAAGAAUUUAUUCUGAAUGAACUUACCUGGUUAAAUAAAGAUGAUUGUGUUUCCUGUGUCCAGGUAGUGAAAAGGGGGAUGGCUCCAGGUGGGGGAGGCGAGGUACUGUUUACGUGUCCCGUUCGCAAGACUCUCCGUCCCGUCCAACUGUCAGACCCCGGCAAGAUCAAGCGGAUCAGAGGAAUAGCGUAUCUUUUUCAUUCUCUUAAUUCAAUGUUUUGUCCUUUCUCUUAUGGUGUUGUCGAGAGUCUUGACACCAGCAAAAUGUAUGGCAGUUAUUGUAUGUAUGACAUGUUUCAGUCUUCGUUUACAUACUUGUAUUUCUCUGUCAUUGCCACCUUCUUGCUUUACCUGGCUCAUAUAACACAACUUUAUUGAUCCGUUAUACAGAGACAACAGAAAUUGUUACACACCUUGACAUUGGUCAUACAGAUACUCUGUUAGAGUCUCUCCACAGAUGGCCAACAGAAUAGUGGACUCUGCCAGAAGCAUACUGAACAAAUUCAUUCCUGAUAUCUACAUCUACACAGACCACAUGAAGGGGGACAAGUCUGGAAAGUAAGUAGUGUCUCAGCCUGUGUCAUAUUCAUUAGUCCACAGCUUAGGAAAACGAGAAAAGAAGUGCAGGUAAACCCUCUCCGUUUCAGUCUGUUUUCUUCUGUUUGUUGCCUGAUGAACACAACCAUGGUCUUUCUCUGAUGCUGUAACUUUGGCCACUAGAUGGGGAAAUACUUAGGAAAAGCUGGAAGAUUUACUUUCCAAGAAAACAGGCAGGCAAACUGUACUUAACUAGGGAUGUUAAUCGGUUAGCUGGCGGACCAAAAUUUGACCGGUCAUGCUUAUCGGUCGAUAGGUUAAUUUGCAUAAUUUAGUGGAAUUAAAUUGGACUGUGUAUCUUAUUUAUCACACGCACACCAUACAGAGCAUAGUUUGAGUGGAAUAAUAUCACCUGUCAGACAGGGAGUGCUGCAGCUGAUUGCUGCUGGAGUGAAACUUGUUCUUAUAAGCCCCGUAAUUGCGCAACAAUUCGAAAUGCAGUUGCGUGUUAAAAAUAAAUUUGAUGGCCUUGAUGAAAAAGAGGAUCCCAGCUUUCUAUUGCUACUAUCUUUAUUUCUCAACUCCUAAUUGAAGCCCGUCCUCCAUUCGCCAUUCGAGUGCAUAGGCAAUACGUUUGGCAGGCUAUCAGCACAUUACCCGACACCUUGCAAUUAGAGGCAACAUGCAUUUUGAAAACACAUACUUCAUUGUUUGAAACCUGGAUGUUUUACUUCAUAUAUUAUGAGACAUUUCUCUCCUGUUCUAUUGGUUUUCAGAUCAACUUUCUUUCGUUGUCCAGAAGCCAAAGGCACAAUCCUAGUCAUAUUAGCAACCCAUCCUAGUUGUUGCCUCUUUAGAUUCACCCUCUAAGUUCCUAACUGAGCUUUUCAUCGCUGUCACAUAUGGAACCACUCGCAUCAGGUGUGCUAUUUAGAACAGUGUUUUCCAGUGAAUUGCAUUUUGGCAAAUGUUUUACAUUGCCUGCAUCAUUACAGUAGUUGUUCAAUAAUAUACACUACAUGACCAAAAGUAUGUGGACACCGGCUCAUUCCAAAAUCAUGGGUAUUAAUAUGGAGUUGGUCCCCCCUUGCUGCUUUAACAGCCUCCACUCUUCUGGGAAGGCUUUCUACUAGAUGUUGGAAUAUUGCUGCGGGGACUUGCUUCCAUUCAGCCACGAGCAUUAGUGAGGUCGGGCACUGAUGUUGGCCGAUUUCCUGGCUCGCAGUCGGCAUUCCAAUUCAUCCCAAAGGUGUUUGAGGGGGUUGAGGUCAGGGCUAUGUGCAGGCCAGUCAAGUUCUUCCAGAAUGUCAUUGUAUGCUGUAGCGUUAAGAUUUCCCUUCACUGUAACUAAGGGGCCUAGCCCAAACCAUGAAAAACAGACCAUUAUUCCUCCUCCACCAAACUUUACAGUUGGCACUAUGCAUUGGGGCAGGUAGUGUUUUCCUGGCAUACGCCAAACCCAGAUUCGUCCGUCAGAUGGCCAGAUGGUGAAGCGCUAUUAAUCGCUCCAGAGAACGUGUUUCCACUGCUCCAGAGUCGAAUGGCGGCGAGUUUACACCACUCCUGCCGACAUUUGGCAUUGCGCUUGGUGAUCUUAGACUUGUGUGCGGCUGCUCGGGCCAUGGAAACCCAUUUCAUGAAGCUCCCGACGAACAGUUCUUGUGCUGACAUUACUUUGAGGCAGUUUGGAAUGCGCUAGUGAGUGUUGCAACCGAGGACAGACGAUGUUUAGGCGCUACGCACUUCAGCACUCGGCAGUCCCGUUCUGUGAGCUUGUAUGGCCUACCACUUUGCGGCUGUUGUUGUCCCUAGACGUUUCCACUUCACAAUAACAGCACUUACAGUUGACCGGGGCAGCUCUAGCAGGGCAGAAAUUUUACGAACGGACUUGUUUGAAAGGUUUCAUUACAUUUACAUUUACAUUUUAGUCAUUUAGCAGACGCUCUUAUCCAGAGCGACUUACAGUUAGUGAAUAUAUAUAUAUUUUAUUUUUAUUUUUUAUACUGGCCCCCUGUGGGAAUCCAACCCACAACCCUGGCGUUGCAAACGCCAUGCUCUAUCAACUGAGCUACAUCCCUGCCGGCCAUUCCCUCCCCUACCCUGGACGACGCAGUGCCACGUUGAGUAAGGCCAUUCUACUGCCAUUGUUUGUUUAUGGAGAUUGCAUAGCUGUGUGCUCGAUUUUAUACACCUGUCAGCGACGGGUGUGGCUAAAAUAGACAAAUCCACUAAUUUGAAGGGGUGUCCACAUACUUUUGUAUAUAUAAAUUGGUGUGAGGUGAUUGGCUUGCUAUUGUUGCAUGUUUCAAUGAAGCUCUUAAUGAUAAAUGUCCGUUACUUGUAUGCACGCAUAGUAUUUUCUGUUGGUCACGUCAUUAUACUAUUUAUCGUAGGGAAACAUUUGUCAUCAGUCAUGUUGAUCACUAGUGCUGAGUGAUUAGUGCUUUUUGAGGUCAGUUUGAUUAUUUGAUUUUGGUUAUAUAUAUAUAUAUACAAUUUUUUAACCUUAAAUGCAUUGUGGGUUGAAUGCUGUAACAAUACAGAAUAAAACAAUUAAUAAAAGUCCCAUGAUCGUAGUGACUGCCCAUUACUGCUUAUCAUUUAUUAACCAUCAUUUAUUCACAUUACUUUACUAAAAUGUUUUAGUUGUGUAUAUUACAUUUGUUUUAGGCCUAUUUGAUGACUUUAUUAUUUCAUUCCAAGUCAUCAUCUCAUCUCUAUAGAGCUGCUGCCUAUGCUGUGACAAAAUCACUGUUUUAGUAGUUCUUCAACGUAAAUAAGGCAUACUUUUAUGACUGCUGAAUACCAACUAUCAGUCUUAGAUCAUGUGUUUUCAGGUAGAUGCACCUCAUGAAGCAACUGCUCUCGAUCGUGCAUUCUUCUGGCUCUUCUCUGUCUCAGACUGGACAAGCAGGCACGCAAUAGUUUAUGGUCAUUGUAAAUAAUGACCACGUUUUCUGUGCUUAACUACGUAGAAAAUUGGCCUGUUGGAUCUGAUUUAUCUGUAGAGAAACUGCGCAUUGCACUGAGAAAAAGAUGGAACGAAAUGGAAUUCCAAUAAUGGAACAGAUGUCGGACAAUUUUAGUUGUUUUAAAAAUGAAAAAAUCACAAUUUUGGUUAAUCGCUCAGCACUAUUGAUCACACUAACAAUAGUUGUUCUAGCCUACUUCAAGGUUCAAGGGUACUGUUUCGAGUAGCAAAUAGUAGCUAGUAUUUCACUUAGUGACGCAAACACUUAUUGAUAAGGUUGUUUCCCUGUGUUUCCCCUGAAAACUGUUCUGUCAUGGCUGAUUUCUCUCCCUCAGGUCUCCAGGCUUUGGCCUGACCUUGGUGGCUGAAACCCUGAACGGGACGUUCCUUAGUGCAGAGCAGGUGUCCACCCCCCAGGGGCAGGGAGACCCUGUGCUGCCUGAGGACCUGGGAAGAAACUGUGCCAAGCUACUGCUGGAGGAGAUCUACAGGGUAGGUGACACACACACACCAUCAAUCGAAACCCAAGCCACAGGGUGUGGUGCACUUUUAAAAAAAUUACAUGUUUUAGUAAUUUAGCUGACGCUCUUAUCCUGAGCUACUUAGAGUAGUGAGUGCAUACAUUUUUUGUUCUGGUCCCCCCUGGGAAUCGAACACACAACCCUGGCGUUGCAAGCGCCAUGCUCUACCAAUUGAGCCACACAGGACUCCUGUCAUACGCGUUUUAAAUCGAGUUGUAGCCCUCUCAAGUCAAGUUUAAGCUCUUAUUGACUUUGAAUGUACUAUUUAUUUAACCUUUAUUUAACCAUGAAGUCCCAUGGAGGUCAGAAUACCUUUUUCCCAAGGGAGACCUGGACUAUCAUGUAUAAAUGUCAUUACAGCUGUUGAGUACUGUACAGUACGUACCAGACAUUAAGUGUCCGGGCUUGUUAAUUCACACAUUCAAAUCACCAUAUGUUUAAGAUGAAAUGUUUGCCAUUCUCAGUGUGUGGUAUUUACCAUCAGUGGUGCACAGAGAGAGACAGCCAUCUCUCAGAUAGAGCUCAGACUCAGCUCAUCAUUACAGGGGAAUGUGGGUAAACAGGCAGGACGCUGUUUGUUUACAUGUUGUGAUUGAGUCAAGCCCUCAACUGUGUUACAGACACUUAUGUGUCUGACAGGCUCUAAUGUGCUGCGGACAUCUGGGCCCGUAUUUACAAAGCGUCGCAGAGUAGCAGUGGUGAUCUUGGAUCAGGUUCCCCCUUUUAUUCAUUAUGAUUUAAAAGACAAAACUGAUCCUAGAUCAGCACUCCUUCAAGACGCUUUGUGAAUAUGAGCCCUGAGUUGUAUGAGAUUACCAGUGCCUGGUUAGUUGUCUCACACGAGUCAGAGACACAAUGAAGCCCUGUGAAGUGUUAAAGUUAGACAUUUUAAGACUGUAAGGAUGUCAGUCUGUCUAUAAAGUGACUGUACCAAUCUAGACAACAUUACACUGCAGUGCUUUAUGUAUAGAGAGAGAGAGUGUUUAUAGUUGAUAGUUUUGUGAAGAAAUAUGUUCCUCAUCUUUAAUCACCAGCGGAAUGCUAUAAGUGUUAAUGUUGGUUAAGUGGUUGGCUAACGCCAUGGAUUAUAAAUGGGAAGUUAACGCUAUGUCAUUGUGAAUGUUAUCUAUAAGUGGUAAUAUGAUCACGAUGUGAUGCAAAAUGCACAACCCCCCUCUCACUCACUUUAUCAAAAAAUAUUAAAUUAGCCGCUGAGUCUGUGACUUCACUUUACUCCUCCUGACUCCCACUGGUCACCCCCUUUCAUAAGAGCAUGUGAAUCAAGUUAGCCAGGAGAAUUUUAUGAUUUGUUUUGAAUGCCGAAUAUUGUUGCUCCCUUAUCUACUAAGCUAGGCCCGUGGAGAGAGACUGCUUCAAUCUCCUCAUUGGCCGAGAGGAGGGAAGGGGAAGACUAGGAGAUAGAAGAGUCACUGGUGUCUCCUGUGAAUGGUUGUUUGAAGCAUAUAAGGGUGCUGGAGUUUCUUUUUGAGGACGUGGUGCACUUCUGUGUUUGUUCAGUGGCUAAUCAGUAGUACUGGCAGGCAGGCAGCUAGCGUAGUGGUCGUAGUAAACAAGAUAUGUUUUGGAGCACCUGGUGAGAUGAGGGACAAGGGGAGCUGAUGUAAGUAGUGGUCUUUUUAUAUUUUUAGAGUUAUUAAUGUCUUUAGAGUUGACUUCAUAUCAAUACAAUGGAUUUGGCAAAUUGUUAAAUAUGAAAUGAAGUAAACUUGAUCUUUUUGGUUUUGGAUUAUUUGAUAGUAUUCGUCCAGUAACUCAACCAUAUGUUACCUUAAAGUCAGAAUGUCUUCUUGCGCUUUGGCGGUUUUCUAUGCAUAAUGUCAGACUUUUAGAGUUCAUAUUCUGUUCAGAGGCAGGCUACGCCUACGCAUCUUGGACAGGGGAAUAUAAACUCCCUUUGGCUUCUUCAAAAUAUUAGGCUAAAUCAUUCAAGGUAUUUUCUGGACCUAGGUUACAAUGGCUUUCAAUGUGGGAUAAUUACAUUUGAGCAGUUAUUUUCCACCAGUUCAUGAGAUGCCAAAUACUCUGGGGUCAGAAAUUAUUGACACAGUUGAUGAAGAUGAGCAAAAAUGACUGUAUAAUAAAAAAUACUGAGCUAUAUUGGAUGCUCAAAAAAUUUGGGAAAUUAUAUUAUUUUAUGCUAAUACAAUUGCUCAGAGAAAGAGAUUUUAUUUAACAAGUAAUUUUAAAAAAUGCAGUGCUUUACACCGCUGCGCCACUCGGGAGGCCCCCCCUGAGCUUUUUUCAAACAUAUUUUAUGAGUUGGGGAACACAUUGGGGGAGAAGGGCCUUGGUCAGGGAGUUGACCAAGAACCCGAUGGUCACUCUGACAGAGCUCCAGAGUUCUUCUGUGGAGAUGGGAGAACCUUCCUGAAGGACAACCAUCUCUGCAGCACUCCACCAAUCAGGCCUUUAUGGUAGAGUGGCCAGAUGGAAGCCACUCCUCAGUAAAAGGCACAUGACAGCCUGCUUGAAGUUUGCCAAUAGGCACCUAAAGGACUCUCAGACCAUGAGAAACAAGAUUCUCUGGUCUGAUGAAACCAAGAUUGAACUCUUUGACCUGAAUGCCAAGCGUCACGUCUGGAGGAAACCAGGCACCGCUCAUCACCUGGCCAAUACCAUCCCUACAGUGAAGCAUGGUGGUGGCAGCAUCUGUAUUCUUGUUGGGAUGUUUUUCAGCGGCAGGGACUGGGAGACUAGUCAGGAUCGAGGCAAAGAUGAAGGAGCAAAGUACAGAGAGACCCUUGAUGAAAACCUGCUCCAGAGCACUCAGGACCUCAGACUGGGGCGAAGGUUCACCUUCCAACAGGACAACGACCCUAAGCACACAGCCAAGACAACGCAGAGUGGCUUCGGGACAAGUCUCUGAAUGUCCUUGAGUGGCCCAACCAGAGCCCGGACUUGAACCCGAUCGAACAUCUCUGGAGAGAUCUGAAAAUAGCUGUGCAGCGACGCUCCCCAUUCAACCUGACAGAGCUUGAGAGGAUCUGCAGAGAAGAAUGGGAGAAACUCCCCAAAUACAGGUGUACCAAGCUUGUAGCGUCGUACCCAAGAAUACUCUAGGGUGUAAUUGCUGCCAAAGGUACUUCAACAAAGUACUGAGUAAAGGGUCUGAAUACUUAUGUAAAUGUGAUAUUUCCGUGUGUUUUAUUUUUUAUACAUUUGCUAAUAUUUCUAAAAACCAGUUUUUGCUUUGUCAUUAUUGGGUAUUGUGUGUAGAUUGAGGGGAAACAACAAUUUAAUCAAUUUUAGAGUAAGGCUGUAACGUAACAAAAUGUGGAAAAAGUCAAUGGGUCUGAAUACUUUCCGAAUGCACUGUAUAGCCCAACGUUUGUAUCACAGGUAAAGUUGCAUAAAUAACUCAAAAUUAAGCAUAUAGGAGGACCUGUUUCUUUGUUAAUCGCUCAUCACAGAAUAGCCGCAUGUGCGCCCUUCAUUGGGAAUCGUUUGGAGAAAAUAUCCUUUCUAUUUUAUUCAGCUAUGUUCAAUUCUAUUCUUAAUGCUAUAAAAUAAUAAAAAAGAAUGCCACGGAAUUCUGAGCAAACCUUUUCUUCUAAAUGAACUAGUGUAGCCCACAGCCAUAUGGCAUAGCCAGAUCAGGGCCUAACAUAAGGACAACUCAGAGUACGCUAUUCUGUUCUUCUGAAAUAGAAAACAUUUUCUUCAUAUCAUGUUUCUUUAGACCUGUCUCAAAUAAAUAAUGGAUUUAUUGUGAUGGUGUAGGCUAUAUUACAUGGAUUUAUUAGACUUUUUUUUAAUGUAGAUGUUCCAAAGGUCUACAUUAGUGACUUGUAGGCUAUGUGUGGAAGCCAGGAGAUGUUAAACCUGUUUAUGUUAAUUAACGGUUAAUUACCGUGAGACCGGCAGUUAUUUGCUUGACAAUCACCGGCUGACAAAAUUUAAUGACCACCACAGCCCUACUAAUGAUGCAAUGUUACUGUUUGAAUUGUGAAAAAUUUAUGUUUUAAAUGGUAGGUCUAGGUGCUUUAUGAUAUGAUUUAAACAUUUAGCUUAUGUCCUUAUUCUGUUACAUUUUCAUCAGGAGUGAGGACAUACCUUUCCUAAACAGAUCAUCGGGUCAGACAGUCGGACAAUGAACAGUGAAUUGUUUGGAAUCCCAGUAGUAUUGUGGAACACGGAAUGACUGGAGACAAUGUUGCCUUAGUUAUUUCAAAAACUGAUUAAGUGAUUGAAUCAUAUUCAUGAUGAUGAGCAGAUGUUGGGCAUAAAGAAGGCCACUGACACUGCAUGCUCACAUGGCACGUGAUGCACACAGCCAGACUCUCUGUCUACCAGGCUACCGUCUGCUAUUCAGUAAAUCUAAGAUGUUGGGUUGGGCAACCAUUUUAUUUUAGGGUUGGGCAGCCCUGCUGUGCCCUGCGAGACUUUUACUGUGCAAUGCCAGUCAAGUUCAAACCAUCGUCUGUCACAUCACGAUGUCGUCACCAUCGACGAUGGCUGUCAAUUAUCAUCGAUAGACGGAGAAGAUGGCUGCCGUUUUACAGCCCUCUAACCAAUUGUACUAUUAUGUGUGUUUUUCCGCGUUAACUCUAUCCUCCUGAUUCCUGCUUUUAAGCAAAAACUGAAGCAGGAAGCACCAGUGAUUCGGUUAAUAAAAAAGUGGUCAGAUGACGCAGAUGCUAAGCUACAGGACUGUUUUGCUAGCACAGACUGGAACAUGUUCCGGGAUUCUUCAGACAGCAUUGAGGAGUACACCACAUCAGUCACUGGCUUCAUCAAUAAGUGCAUCGAUGAUGUCGUCCCCACAGUGACCGUACGUACAUACCCCAACCAGAAGCCAUGGAUUACAGGAAACAUCCGCACUGAGCUAAAGGGUAGAGCUGCCGCUUUCAAGGAACGGGACUCUAACCCGGACACUUAUAAGAAAUCCCGCUAUGACCUCCGACGAACCAUCAAAGAGUCAAUACAGGUCUAAGAUUGAAUCAUACUACACUGGCUCUGACGCUCGUCGGAUGUGGCAGGGCUUGAAAACUAUUACAGACUACAAAGGGAAGCACAGCCGCGAGCUGCCCAGUGACACAAGCCUACCAGACGAGCUAAACCACUUCUAUGCUCGCUUCGAGGCAAGCAACACUGAAGCAUGCAUGAGAGCACCAGCUGUUCCGGAUGACUAUGUGAUCACGCUCUCCGUAGCCGAUGUGAGUAAGACUUUUAAGCAGGUCAACAUUCACAAGGCCGCAGGGCCAGACGGAUUACCAGGACGUGUACUCCGAGCAUGUGCUGACCAACUGGCAAGUGUCUUCACUGACAUUUUCAACAUGUCCCUGACUGAGUCUGUAAUACCAACAUGUUUCAAGCAGACCACCAUAGUCCCCGUGCCCAAGAACUCUAAGAUAACCUGCCUAAAUGACUACCGACCCGUAGCACUGACGUCUGUAGCCAUGAAGUGCUUUGAAAGACUGGUCAUGGCUCACAUCAACAGCAUAAUCCCAGAAACCCUAGACCCACUCCAAUUUGCAUACCGCCCCAACAGAUCCACAGAUGAUGCAAUCUCUAUCGCACUCCACACUGCCCUUUCCCACCUGGACAAGAGGAACACCUACGUGAGAAUGCUAUUCAUUGACUACAGCUCAGCAUUCAACACCAUAGUGCCCUCUAAGCUCAUCACUAAGCUAAGGAUCCUGGGACUAAACACCUCCCUCUGCAACUGGAUCCUGGACUUCCUGACGGGCCGCCCCCAGGUGGUAAGGGUAGGUAGCAACACAUCUGCCACACUGAUCCUCAACACGGGGGCCCCUCAGGGGUGCGUGCUCAGUCCCCUCCUGUACUCUCUGUUCACCCAUGACUGCAUGGCCCGGCACGACUCCAACACCAUCAUUAAGUUUGCCGACGACACAACAGUGGUAGGCCUGAUCACCGACAACGAUGAGACAGCCUAUAGGGAGGAGGUCAGAGAUCUGGCCGUGUGGUGCCAGGACAACAACCUCUCCCUCAACGUGACCAAGACAAAGGAGAUGAUUGUGGACUACAGGAAAAAAAGAGGACUGAGCACGCCCCCAUUCUCAUCGACGGGGCUGUAGUGGAACAGGUUGAGAGCUUCAAGUUCCUUGGUGUCCACAUCACCAACGAACUAUCAUGGUCCAAACACACCAAGACAGUCGUGAAGAGGGCACGACAAAGCCUAUUCCCCCUCAGGAGACUAAAAAGAUUUGGCAUGGGUCCUCAGAUCCUCAAAAAAUUCUACAGCUGCACCAUCGAGAGCAUCCUGACUGGUUGCAUCACCGCCUGGUAUGGCAACUGCUUGGCCUCUGACCGCAAGGCACUACAGAGGAUAGUGCGUACGGCCCAGUACAUCACUGGGGCAAAGCUUCCUGCCAUCCAGGACCUCUAUACCAGGCGGUGUCAGAGGAAGGCCCUCAAAAUUGUCAAAGACUCCAGCCACCCUAGUCAUAGACUGUUCUCUCUGCUACCGCACGGCAAGCGGUACCGGAGUGCCAAGUCUAGGUCCAAAAGACUUCUCAACAGCUUCUACCCCCCAAGCCAUAAGACUCCUGAACAGCUAAUCAUGGUUACCCGGACUAUUUGCACUGCCCCCCCACCCCAUCCUUUUUACGCUGCUGCUACUCUGUUAAGUAUUUAUGCAUAGUCACUUUAACUCUACCCACAUGUACAUAUUACCUCAACUACCUCAACUAGCCGGUGCCCCCGCACAUUGACUCUGCAACGGUACCCCCCUGUGUAUAUAUAGCCUCCCUACUGUCACUUUAUUUUACUUCUGCUCUUUUUUUCUCAACACUUUUUUUUUGUUGUUGUUUUAUUCUUACUUUUUUUGUUUAAAAUAAAUGCACUGUUGGUUAAGGGCUGUAAGUAAGCAUUUCACUGUAAUGUCUGCACCUGUUGUAUUCGGCGCAUGUGACCAAUAAAAUUUGAUUUGAUUUGAUUUGAAAUGUCAUAUGUCAAAGCUACAAGGGAAUUGACAGACAUGAUUGGACUGUAACCCUGUCUGUCUGGAAAGUCUUUGAGUACACAAACACUUCAAUAUUAGAGUUGCUGUACUUGUUGUCACUACCAUUAGUGGAGCAGGUUGAGAGCAUAAAGUUCCUUGGUGUCCACAUCACCAACAAACUAACAUGGUCCAAGCACACCAACAUAGUCGUGAAGAGGGCACAACAAAACCUAUUCCCCCUAAGGAGACUGAAAAGAUUUGGCAUGGGUCCUCAGAUCAUCAAAAGGUUCUACAGCUGCACCAUCGAGAGCAUCCUGACUGGUUGCAUCACUGCCUGGUAUGGCAACUGCAAGGCACUCCAGAGGGUAGUGCGUACGGCCCAGUACAUCACUGGGGCCAAGCUUCCUGCCAUCCAGGACCUCUAUACCAGGCGGUGUCAGAGGAAGGCCUUAAAAAUUGUCAAAGACUCCAGCCACCCUAGUCAUAGACUGUUCUCUCUGCUACCGCAUGGCAAGCAGUACCAGAGCGCCAAGUCUAGGUCCAAGAGGUUUCUAAACAGCUUCUCCCCCAAGCCAUAAGACUCCUGAACAUAUAAUCAAAUGGCUACCCAGACUUUGCAUUGCCCCCCCCCCCCCCCUUUAAGCUGCUGCUACUCUGUUUAUUAGCUAUGCAUAGUCACUUUAAUAACUCAACCUACAUGUACAUAUUACCUCAACUAACCGGUGCCCCCGUACAUUGACUCGGUACCGGUACCCCCUGUAUAUGGCCUCGCUAUUGUUAUUUUACUGCUGCCCUUUAAUUAUUUGUUACUUUUAUUUUGUAUAGUUUUUUUGGGGGGGAUAUUCUUUUUUUAAACGGCAUUGUUGGUUAAGGGCUUGUAAGUAAGCAUUUAACUGUAAGGUUAACCUGUUGUAUUCGGCGCAUGUGACAAAUAACAUUUGAUUUGAUUGUUCAUAUUCCUAGUUGGGUUAUGUCGAAUUUUAGUUUUGUAUAACAGAAUGAUCAGUCUAAUCUGCUUUUUGUUAUGUUCUAAGUGAGGCCAUGAUGCCACAUGCAGUCUUCUUUUCUUCGAGGGGAUUGAGCUUUAUGUGACCUCUCCCCUUGUGACGACGUUGUGUUAUGUUGAUGUUGUUUCUGACGCACUGACACCCCCCACUCUGCUCACUCUCUUUCAGGGCGGCUGUAUCGACUCAGCCAAUCAAAGCCUGGCUCUCGUGUACAUGACCUUGGGUCAACAAGAUGUGUCUAAAGCGCUGCUCGGCCACCUCUCUCCAUACACGUAAGUUAUUUAUUAUUUAUGUAUUUUCUUUUUUACAGUACGCUGCUUGGCAGGACCUGCAAUCCAAAGUUCCCAUAGCAGGUCAAACAAACUGCGAGUAACCUGACAGUGGAACGCAAACAAGUUGUCAUUUCCGAUAAACCUUUGGCCACAUUUUUGUUGAAUCUUUGGUUUGUCGAUUUGUGCAAAACAUUUAGGGUGAAUACUUCUGAUUCUUCUACGAACUUCAAAAGAAUGUUUUAUUACUACAUUUGUUUUAAUGUUGUAUUUAAUUAUUUAAUGAGAACAUUUUGAGAAAUUAAAUACAAUCCAUUAAUAUCCUACAGAUGCGGUAAAAAUGUCGGCACCCUUGCACUUUAGAAUGGAGCGACAUUUUCUGAUUUCUCUUUUCAAAACUGGUUGAAUGGCUAUUUUUUACCCUGUAGACACCUGCAACUUACCACAGGUGAGAGAAAUUACACAGUAAACAAGAAUUUGCCUCCAACCAAAUUAAUUAAAAUGUUUAAUGAUUUAGUCCAGGACAUUUUUACUUUAAAGUGAAAAUACUAAAUGUUUGUUAGGAUUUCUUAAAAAUAUAAAACAAAAACAUGUGAACUUUUUUAAACAUUUCAAUAUAUUUUAGAAGAAAUAGUGAAUCGUGCAAGGGUGCAAUAUAUUUGACCAUAUCUGUAAUAGAGAAAGUUAAGACUAAGCCAUAAAGGUAAAUAACUGGUAUCGUUCUGUCUAACAUUUGUGUGUUUCUACAUACAGUUGAAGUCGGAAAGUUUACAUACACCUUAGCCAAAUACAUUUAAACUCAGUUUUUCACAAUUCCUGACAUUUAAUCCUAGUAAACAUUCCCUGUCUUAGGUCAGUUAGGAUCACCACUUUAUUUUAAGAAUGUGAAAUGUCAGAAUAAUAGUAGAGAGAAUGAUUUAUUUCAGCUUUUAUUUCUUUCAUCACAUUCCCAGUGGGUCAGAAGUUUACAUACACUCAAUUAGUAUUUGGUAGCAUUGCCUUUAAAUUGUUUAACUUGGGACUAACGUUUCAGGUAGCCUUCCACAAGCUUCCCACAGUAAGUUGGGUGAAUUUUGGCCCAUUCCUCCUAACAGAGCUGGUGUAACUGAGUCAGGUUUGUAGGCCUCCUUGCUCUUUUCGGUUCUGCCCACACAUUUUCUAUAGGAUUGAGGUCAGGGCUUUUUGAUGGCCACUCCAAUACAUUGACUUUAUUGUCCUUAAGCCAUUUUGCCACAACUUUGGAAGUAUGCUUGGGGUCAUUGUCCAUUUGGAAGACCCAUUUUUGACCAAGCUUUAACUUCCUGACUGAUGUCUUGAGAUGUUGCUUCAAUAUAUCCACAUAAUUUUCCUUCCUCAUGAUGCCAUCUAUUUUGUGAAGUGCACCAGUCCCUCCUGCAGCAAAGCACCCCCACAGCAUGAUGCUUCACGGUUGGGAUGGUGUUCUUCGGCUUGCAAGCAUUCCCCUUCCUCCUCCAAACAUAACAAUGGUCAUUAUGGCCAAACAGUUCUAUUUUUCAGACCAGAGGACAUUUCUCCAAAAGUACGAUCUUUGUCCCCAUGUGCAGUUGCAAACCAUAGUCUGGCUUUUUUAUGGCGGUUUUGGAGCAGUGGCUUCUUCCUUGCUGAGCGGCCUUUCAGGUUAUGUCGAUAUAGGACUCAUUUUACUGUGGAUAUAGAUACUUCUGUACCUGUUUCCUCCAGCAUCUUCACAAGGUCCUUUGCUGUUGUUCUGGAAUUGAUUUGCACUUUUCGCACCAAAGUACGUUCAUCUCUAGGAGACAGAACACAUCUCCUUUCCUGAGCGGUAUGACGGCUGCGUGGUCCCAUGGUGUUUAUACUUGAAUACUAUUGUUUGUACAGAUGAACGUGGUACCUUCAGGCGUUUGGAAAUUGCUCCCAAGGAUGAACCAUACUUGUGGAGGUCUACAAUUUUUUUUCUGAGGUCUUGGCUGAUUUCUUUUCAUUUUCGCAUGAUGUCAAGCAAAGAGGCACAGGUACACCUCCAAUUGACUCAAAUGAUGUCAAUUAGCCUAUCAGAAGCUUCUAAAGCCAUGACAUCAUUUUCUGGAAUUUUCCAAGCUCUUUAAAGGCACAGUCAACUUAAUGUAUGUAAACUUCUGACCACUGGAAUUGUGAUACAGUGAAUUAUAAGUGAAAUAAUCUGUUGGAAAAAUGACUUGUGUCAUGCACAAAGUAGAUGUCCUAACCGAAUUGCCCAAACUAUAGUUUGUUAACAAGAAAUUUGUGGAGUGGUUGAAAAACGAGUUUUAAUGACUCCAACCUAAGUGUAUGUAAACUUCCGACUUCAACUGUAUACUGUAAGUUGGUGUGUGGUGACAUUUGCACAAGUCGGUGUGUGUUUCUCCAUGUGUUUUGACAUUUUAUCCCAUGAUAGCAUGGCAGUGAUCAUGUGGCUCAGUCGGGAACAGCGGUUUCAUCACUCCUCUUAGCGCUCGAAAACCCUUCUCCGUACGUAGGGUUUUUAUCGGUUACAUUCGCCCACGGUUGGCUCCAUGUGAACUACAUUUCCGACAAUGUUUUACCGUUUAGAAAUGUCAAUCCUCGCUUUCAAACCGGUUUUUCUGAAACAUAUGCCCCUUACCUUUCAUAUCAGUGAGAAAUAAUCUUACAAAUAAAAAAUAUACACUUUCUGUCACAGUUUUGCACAGAUCCACAAGUUGUGUGUGCCUUCAGUUGACGAAAUACACUUCCUCCCCAGUCACGCUUACACACAGGUGUUCAAAGCAAGCUAGAUAGCUAAUCAACAAUUCUUUCCAUGGCUAAAAUGAGAAACGUGAAGCAGACCAAAUUCUUUGGUCCUUUAAUAACCUGCUGUAUGUAAAAUACUGUGUGCUAUAGCUUGGAAAAUAAUGACAGCAUAAUGAUGUUUGUUUCCAACAUUAGGGCUGUUUUCCUAAAGAAGUUAAAUCCGCUUCGUGUUUUGUUUCCUUGCCACGAUACUAACGAGUAUCGCAAUAUUGGUAUCGUCCUGGCCCUAACCCUAACCCUAUAAAGGUGUGUAGUAAUUUAACCUUUUUUUUUUUCAAAAUGUUUCUCGCUGAUAUGAAAGUUUCCAAAACCGUACCGCAAGCGAUGGAUUUUAACAUUCAGAACGAGCGUCGGGGAUCUUUAAAAAAACUCCCACGAACAGAAGAUGUUAUUGUCAAUAUGAAUGGGUUCCAGUCCUCUCAGAGUCAGACUAUGAACUGUCCAUUUUCAGUUAUCAUGGUACCGGUGCUGUGUCCCUGUCAAGUACAGUACUAUGAUAACUGAAGAUUGGCAGUGCCAUCUCAAUGGUUCUCUGAGCACCUUCCGAGGCAGUUAGCCAGGACCACAGCUCUCUGGGCUCUCUCUCAUUUUUUCUUCUUCUUGCUAUUAACAGUUUUUUAUUGGUUUCUGUGAGUGUGGAUCGUCCAUUUUCAGAUUCUGAGUUCUCAGUAUUGAUGUUCUACAGUAUGAUUGGACGGUCCAUCCAUUUCCUGAUUGUGUGUGUAUAUGUUGUUGUGUAUAGGUGAUCAUAAAGACCUUUGAGCUGCUGUUUGGUGUUUUGAAGGCAUCCCAAAGCACACACUGUCCUCGGUCAGUGCUUGUCCCCGGUCAUCUACUCUGACAUCACACAGGGUCAGGGGUAGGGUUGCAAAAUUUCGGGAAUGUUUUGUUCCGGAAUUCCAGAAAUCCUGAUUGGAGGAUUCCAGAUUUCCUGCUUAUUCCCUCCUGAUUUCGGGAAUCCUCCAACAGGGAUUUCGGGAAAUCCAGGGAAUUUAUUGAAAGUUCUUGGAAUUCUGCAACCCUAGUCAGGGGUCAGUGCUUCUCAGUAUUCCACAUUGUUUGAUGUCCCCUCUGGCCUUUAGAGCCUUUUUCUAGGAUGCUCUGGUGUUUUGUAUUUUACUCUGUUGUAAAAUAACGAAUAAUCUCCAUGAGGUUAGCCUGUCACGUGUUGGACUGCUGUAUUUGAGUAGCCAACCCACCCACCUGAACUCUCGCUCUCCUCUCAGGAUUGAGUUCCUCAGACACAUGAGAGACUUCUUCCAGAUGAUGUUCAAGAUCGAGACUCAGAAACCAUCGGAGGACGAGAGGAAAGGAGGAGACAAAGUACUGAUGACCUGUGUUGGAGCCGGCUAUACCAACAUCAGCAAAUCAAUCAAAUAAAGACUACAGUAUUUUUUCUACCUGGGUCGUUCUUUAAUUGCGGUGGCAUUUGGGAAUGGCAGUUUGGAUAAAUUAUUUUUUCUAGAUUUUUAUUUAAAUAUAUUUGGGCACAUCUUCCCAUUCUAAAUCAACU